Theobroma umbraticum is the source of this 828-nucleotide messenger RNA. RefSeq names its product ADP-ribosylation factor 2-B. Gene Ontology annotation, molecular function: GTP binding; GTPase activity. Lineage: Eukaryota; Viridiplantae; Streptophyta; Magnoliopsida; Malvales; Malvaceae. The record is from RefSeq and is a predicted model, not a curated record.
CUAAGAAAAAAAAAGGAUGGGGCUGUCUUUUGCUAAGUUGUUCAGUCGGCUGUUUGCCAAGAAAGAGAUGCGAAUUCUUAUGGUGGGUCUUGAUGCUGCUGGUAAGACUACCAUCUUAUACAAGCUCAAGCUCGGAGAGAUUGUCACCACCAUUCCCACUAUUGGGUUUAAUGUGGAGACCGUGGAAUAUAAGAACAUUAGCUUCACUGUCUGGGAUGUUGGUGGUCAGGACAAGAUUCGACCUUUGUGGAGACACUACUUCCAAAAUACACAAGGGCUGAUCUUUGUUGUUGAUAGUAAUGAUCGUGACCGUGUGGUUGAGGCCAGGGAUGAACUUCAUCGUAUGCUGAAUGAGGAUGAGCUGAGGGAUGCUGUACUGCUUGUAUUUGCAAACAAGCAAGAUCUGCCAAAUGCUAUGAAUGCUGCUGAGAUAACUGAUAAGCUUGGUCUUCACUCCCUCCGUCAGCGCCACUGGUAUAUCCAAAGUACAUGUGCCACAUCUGGUGAAGGGUUGUACGAGGGACUGGACUGGCUCUCCAACAACAUAGCUAACAAGGCUUGAGGGAUGGUCAAGUAUGGGUGACAUCUUGGAGCAGCAAUGAAGUCGAAUUGGAAUAUUUUAUAUGCUAUUUUGUGUUGAUGGGUUUUGGUUUUUCUUGCCUUGUAAACUUGCAAGAAUGUAUCAGAUUGUGGUUAGGAUUUUUACUGUACUAGAAAUGGGCAUUUUGCUUUUGUAGAUUGCUUUCAAAUAAUCUUUGUCCACAGAGUUAACAUAUUCAUUGUUAUCAGGUCAUUGUUACAUAUCAUGAUUUUUAUUUGUUCUCCGCA